Messenger RNA from Peronospora matthiolae, 2232 nucleotides. Lineage: Eukaryota; Oomycota; Peronosporomycetes; Peronosporales; Peronosporaceae. The record is from the annotation of a GenBank genome assembly.
AUGAGUCGCUUGAGCCUAAGUCUCGCUGUUGGUGUCAGCACAGCUGCAGCACUAUGCAUGGUUCGUAUGCGCCGUGCAACUUACUCGAAUCUAGCGCUGCGUGUGCGCCCACCCGUCUUGGAAAAGAGGCCUAAGAUGGUGCCGUUUGGGGCUGUCGCAGGCCAAAACCGAGGCCCGAACCCCAUGAAGCCUGUUCUGUACAUAGAGGACCCGUACUUCUACGUCCGUGAUGACUCUCGCAAAAACAAGGAGGUGCUGGAGCACUUGCGAAAAGAAAACGAGUACACUGACAUCAAGACAAAGCACCUUGCAAACGUGCGCGCCAACAUCUAUAAUGAGUUGCUGUCACACGUGCAGGAGACCGACGAGGACUACCCGUACCCACAUGGUCCGUACUUGUACUACAACCGGACCGUGAAGGGAAACAGCUACCUAUUUCACUGUCGCAAGUCUAAGGCGAAAGAAGCUGCAGAAGAGCUGCUACUGGAUGAAAAUGAGAUCGCCAAGGGCCACAGUCACUGCCAGAUUGUCCGUGUCUCUCCUAGUCCUGAUCAUCGAUAUCUGGCCUACAUGGUGGACUUCGUCGGAUAUGAAACGUACACUGGCUAUGUGAAAGACCUGCAGACUGGGGAGUUGCUUCCUGACCGCAUCAAGGAUAUUUCUAGUCUUUGCUGGGGAAAAGACGCAUCUGUUCUAUACUACGCGACACAGGACGACGCCCACCGUCAGGACAAACUUUGGCGCCACAAGGUCGGAUGUAAAGAUGCUGAUGAGCUGCUUUACACGGAAGAUGAUGAAAUUUAUAGUGCCAGCUUCCAGAAAUCCCGCAGUGGAAACUUCAUGUUUUUAGUUUCCUCGAGCAGCGAAACAAGCGAGGUGUCCUUCAUUGACUUGGAUAAAGCAUUGGAGCCACCACAAGUAAUCGCCAAGCGACAACAGGGAUUGAUCUAUGAGGUUGACGAUUUCGCUGGCAGCUUUUACAUUGUCACAAACAAGGACAAAGCCACGAAUUUCAAACUGAUGAAGACAUCCGUCACGCUGUUAUCGCCUGAGCACUGGGUCGACGUCUUUCCGUACGACGAAACUAUCAAGAUAGACAGUAUCGACUGCUUCAAGGACUUUAUGGUCAUGGAGGGUCGGCAUGGCGGCUACUCGCAGCUCUGGAUUGUUGUUCUGGAGGGAACUAAUAAGCAUUCUCGACACCAGCUUACGUUUGAAGAGCCGAUUCACACCGUCUUUGGUUCCGUCAAUCGUGACUUCGACACGAACAAGUAUCGAUUCGUUUACUCGUCGAUGACAACUCCUGGAACGACAUUCGAUUACGAUGUCAAUACCCGUAAGUCCAAGCUGCUGAAAGAAAAGCCCGUACCAAACUAUGACCGUUCUCUGUACCAAGUUGAACGCUUGGAAGCGAAAGCAAAUGACGGGACAAUGGUGCCUAUUUCACUUGUAUAUCGUUCUGAUAUGCGAGUGCAGGGCCGCCAGCCACUGCAUUUGUACGGUUACGGUUCGUAUGAGAUCUCAAUUGAUCCGAGUUUUGUCUCCUCCAUCUUGCCGCUGCUCGACCGAGGUGUGAUAUACGCAAUCGCGCACAUCCGGGGUGGUGGAGAAUUGGGUCGGACGUGGUACGAAGAUGCGAAAUAUAAAAAUAAGGUCAACACUUUUGCCGACUUCGUCUGCUGCGCUGAGCAUUUGGUGAAUACUGGAUACACAAGUCCUAGCAAGAUGACGUGUGAAGGUCGAAGUGCCGGCGGGCUGCUAAUGGGCGCAGUGUUGAACAUGCGUCCAGACCUUUUUACGGCUGCUAUCGCUGGGGUGCCCUUUGUGGAUGUGAUGAAUACUAUGAGCGACGCUUCGAUUCCGCUUACGACUGGAGAAUGGGAGGAAUGGGGAAACCCAAACGAGAAAGCUUACUUUGAGUACAUGCUCAGUUACUCUCCGUACGAAAAUGUGAAGCAGCAAGCGUACCCCAACAUUUUGGUCACGAGCGGUUUGUACGAUCCACGUGUGGCAUACUGGGAGCCCACGAAGUGGGUCGCUAAGCUGCGCGAUACCAAGAGCGACCAGAACGAGGUGUUGUUGAAGAUGGAUUUGUCAUCGGGUCAUUUCAGCGCCAGCGAUCGAUACCAUUAUCUGAAGGAGAAGGCAUUCGACCUCGCGUAUCUGUUGGACCAGCUACGGGCAAUUAGUGAAGACGACAAGAAAGCGCCUGAAGCUGCUUCGAAGCUUUAA